Molecule: messenger RNA, 3550 nt
Organism: Carassius auratus (goldfish)
Lineage: Eukaryota; Metazoa; Chordata; Actinopteri; Cypriniformes; Cyprinidae
Product: transcription factor AP-4-like
Exons: 7
Coding region: 576-1400 (274 amino acids)
Biological process (GO): regulation of transcription by RNA polymerase II
Cellular component (GO): nucleus
Molecular function (GO): RNA polymerase II cis-regulatory region sequence-specific DNA binding; DNA-binding transcription factor activity, RNA polymerase II-specific; protein dimerization activity
Source: RefSeq, a predicted model, not a curated record
AACUGAGAUUUAAACUCCCUUUUGACCAGUUUAUUUUCAUGCAUAAAAGAAGUUGGGUCACAUUCAGUGCAUAUGGCUGGAAACGGCUGAUCUGACCGUAUCUCUCGUUCCACAGUUGGCUCUAGUUGUGAUUUUGGCACUGGAUCUGUUUGCUGGGUUUCGAGCCGCUUGGACGUAAGGAAGCGAGCAGGGAAACCUCUCUCUCUCCUCUCACAAUUGUUCCCCGUGUUUGUCCUCCUGCAGCUGAGGCUCUGCUGAUAAGAGAGGCUUUCCAGAGAUACCCCGUGAGAUGCCCAGACAGGGAGGAAGUUCAAUUAGGGUUUGAUUUCCUCGGCCAAAGCAUGCAUGUGAUCGUGCGAGGCAGAGAUUUCCAGGGGCUCGAGUUUUGAGACAAUGGGCUUCAAUGAGCACUCAGGAAAAUCAAUGUUUUCUACUUCGCACUCCGAUGUUUCUCUCUUUCAAGGUUGCAUCCUGUUUUGGUGAUCUUAGCAAACAUUCCCCUCACGCCAGAGACGGCGCGGGACCAGGAGCGGCGUAUUCGGCGGGAAAUCGCCAACAGUAACGAGCGCCGGCGCAUGCAGAGCAUCAACGCUGGCUUCCAGUCUCUGAAAACACUCAUCCCGCAUAGUGACGGAGAAAAGCUAAGCAAGGCUGCCAUCUUACAGCAGACGGCCGAAUACAUCUUUUCUCUGGAGCAGGAAAAGACGAGGCUGCUGCAACAAAACACCCAACUCAAACGCUACAUACAGAAGGAGUUCAGCGGCUCGUCCCCGAAGAGGAGGCGCGCAGAGGAGAAGGAUGAAGGGAUUGGAUCUCCAGACAUCCUGGAGGAGGAGAAGGUGGAGGACCUUCGGCGAGAGAUGAUCGAACUCCGACAGCAGCUGGAUAAAGAGCGCUCCGUUCGCAUGAUGCUGGAAGAACAGAUCCGCUCGUUGGAUGCCCACUUGUACCCAGAGCAGCUAAAGGUGAUCGCUCAGCAGGUCCAGGAGCAGCACGUGCAGACGCAAACCCUGCUUCGUCUUCAACAGCAGCAACAAGAUCAGAUGGAAAAAGAGACCAACACACCUGCUCGCAGCCCGCUGGUGUUUUCUCCUGCCACGCCGCCUGCGCCCACUCAUCACGCCACAGUAAUUGUUCCCGCCCCUGCGCCGCCGCCCCCUCCCCAUCAUGUGACUGUGGUGACCAUGGGCCCCACCUCCGUGAUCAACACAGCAUCCACAUCACGACAGAACUUGGACACCAUUGUGCAGGCCAUCCAGCACAUCGAAGGCACGCAGGACAGGAUGGUUGUACCCGAAGAGGAAAAGCGCCGGGCGGUCAUCGUCACCUCGGGCCGUGUCCUCACAGACACCGGUGACUCCGACACCGCCUCUGACAACGAAGGAUCUGAGGACUGUUAACUGCCCCGGACACCCCCACCACCAAUUCGCACCACCACAUGUAACGGGGGGCGCAGAAAAUGGGGGGAGGGGGUCUGUGGCCAAAGGCCUCCCGCAGAAAUACUCUUUCUUUCUCUCUCCUCUCUUCCUGUCACUGUCUUCUUCAUACUUGCAUACGGGACUCACAGACUCAAUGACUUGAAGGUUUCUGGGGGUUGGGGUGGGAGGGGAAACAAAACAAAAACAAGAAAAAAAAUUAGAUGUUACAGGAAAUGUGCCGGUAACCCAACGAGCACGCUUAUGUAUACUCACACAGUACACUAUAACCCCAUAGCACUCUGGUAACAUGUUGAUACAUUCAUAUUAUACAGCUCUUACUCAUACUCCGUCGAACUGUCUUCUGUUUUCACAACGCACGCUCCCAGGUAAGCGAUUUUGUGAGGGAAUCACAAAAUCUCCGUCAGAAUCUGCCACAGGUCUUCCAAGCCUCUGCUUCAUUAUUUCCUUUUCUACAUCCUGCCCAUAAGAGGGCAGUAGAGUGUUCUGAUUGGAGGGAACCCAUUACGGCGUCUCAAAAUGAACACUUUGCCCCACCACCCUCUGGUUGCAUCAUAUUACUCUAUCCAUUCUGGGGAGGCUUGAAGCAUCACUGUGAGCCAAUGAGACUUCAGAAACCUGUUCCACACCAUGGCUUCCGAAACUUUAGAGGAAAUGUUACCUUUUAUUUUGUUUUUUCUUUUUGUUUCGGUGCAGACGCGCUCCUAGAUUUCCAUUUGCUGGUAGGCACCUUUGAUUGUCGUCUUGUCAAUGGAGGGACAAAGACCGGCACUGCUUAGAGGGGCUCCGAGCACUUUGUAAAUAACGCAAAGUUAUUACACAAAGAGGGGGGGGACUUUGUGCACUUAAUGUCGCUCACCUUUACUGGGCUGGGUUCCCAGUAUGCUUGUUGGUGUAGGGUGAAGCACUCCCUCCGUCGCAUCAAACGCCCCCCCGGUCCAGUCCUCACAGAUCUGAUUUUGAAAUUCUGGCCGAGUUUUUGUCCUUUAUGUGUCAAAUGGAAUAAGCUAACCGUCAGGUACUUGUACCUGUGAGUAAAUUUAUGUGUUGCUAUUAGCACACUCGCUAAUGUAAAUGUAAAGGUCUUGUUUUUUUUUGAGAAAGUGUUAAAAUAGCACUAUCAGGGUUGUCGUGGCCCGAUUUCAGCCUAUGCAGCUCUUCUGGUUCUCGUCCCCCUUUGAGAGCAAUUUUGUGACCCCUUUGGUCUUCUCCCGGAAGUAUUGUCCUGUCCAUCUUCAUGUCUGAUGCUCCGUAACAAUGUUUACGGCGACACCGAAGAGUUACUAGCCCAUAAUCAUGUAGUCAAGCGCUCUAGCUCUAUGCACUCGCUGGUUCACUCUGUUCGCUUGAAUGUUUCAAUUUCCUGUAUCUUUCGGCGUACGACGAGGAUGUUCGUACAUGCCACAGAUAAUCAUGUGCAAAGUGGUGCUAUUCCUGCGUGAGCUGUCCAGAUAAGCCAAGGAUGUCCAAUCUGUCUCCCAGAGGGCCACUGUCCGCUAGAGUUUUGCUUCAACUCCGAUUAUACAGGGUUACUACAGGUAUGAGAUGGGACACGUUGGGGCUAAACAGGACGUUGGUUUUGGGACCAGGCUUGGACACUCCUGGGAUAAGCCAUGUGAUAUUGUGAGCUCUUCAUACCCCUGGUGGGAUUGAGAGACUUUACAGAAAACAAUGGCCAGUGGCUUGCCUUAAAACAGCUUCGGUGUGCUUGUGAGGCACAGAGGCCUGCCUUAAACUAGCCCUGAAGGUGGCGCUACAGAGCAAGGCCGGAGGACGCGGUUACGACAUGGUACCCCAUGUUCAUCUCUUCUCAAAGUUCACAUUUCCAGACAUUCCAGAAUGGUGUACUAUUGUGUUUUGUGUUGAGUUGUCGACGCUAAAGUCGGCAAGAUUUGGCCAUAGAUGAAGGUGAGAGUUGUUUUGUUUUUUUGACAGGAAAUUCAAAGUGUGCAUGUCCCCCUUCCCUUACGAAAUAUUACAGGGAAUCUUUUUGCUGCUGGACAGAUUCUGUUUUUUUUUUUCUUCUUCUGGAUUUAUCAGGUGCAUUCAGCACGCUGGACCUUGUCAUUCAUAUUGCAGCAAAGACUGCAGGGAAACAGGGCUUCCAGAAGAAU